CGCCUGCCCGGAGUGCUUUCGACCAGAACUCGGGUCGUCCAAGGCGGAGCACUUUGUGCCCUGCGUUGCCAAUGCGGUUCGUCGGCCGUGCGCCCUAGCGCUAAGCCCGCCCCUUCCCUUCUCCAAAGCCUUGCUACGACCUGACCCAUCACCAACCACGCUCUCAUUUUCACGCCGCAUUCUUCACGCACGCAGCGCCCCAGAGUCGACAGCUACCCGGCUGCACUCUCCUCUCCGCCCCCAGCCUCAGUGAAAGCUGCGGCUCCUCAGCUGCACCACCCGCACGACCGCACAAUGGCAUCCGGCAGCAGCUCCUCCAACGUCGUGGGCGUGCACUAUCGCGUCGGCAAGAAGAUUGGCGAGGGCUCGUUCGGCGUCAUCUUCGAGGGCACCAACCUGCUCAACCAGCAGCAGGUCGCCAUCAAGUUCGAGCCGCGCAAAAGCGACGCUCCCCAGUUGCGCGAUGAGUACCGUACCUACAAGAUCCUCGUGGGAUGCCCUGGCAUCCCCAAUGUGUAUUACUUCGGGCAGGAGGGCCUCCACAACAUCCUGGUCAUCGACCUGCUAGGCCCCAGCUUGGAGGACCUUUUUGACCACUGCAACCGGAAGUUCUCCAUCAAGACUGUUGUCAUGGUAGCAAAGCAGAUGCUGUCCCGUGUGCAAACCAUCCACGAGAAGAACCUCAUCUACCGCGACAUCAAGCCCGACAACUUCCUCAUUGGCCGACCUGGCUCCAAGGCCGCUAAUGUCAUCCAUGUUGUUGACUUCGGCAUGGCCAAACAGUAUCGCGAUCCCAAGACAAAGCAGCACAUCCCCUACAGAGAACGCAAGUCGCUUUCCGGAACCGCGCGAUACAUGAGUAUCAACACGCAUCUUGGGAGAGAGCAGUCGCGACGGGAUGAUUUGGAGGCGCUUGGUCACGUUUUCAUGUACUUUCUCCGCGGCGGACUUCCGUGGCAGGGUCUCAAGGCGGCCACCAACAAGCAGAAGUACGAGAAGAUUGGCGAGAAGAAGCAGACUACGCCGAUCAAGGAUCUCUGCGACAGCUUUCCUGAGGAGUUCAACAAGUACCUCAGCUACGUCCGCAACCUCGGCUUCGAGGACACGCCCGACUACGACUACCUACGCGAGCUGUUCACGCAGGCGCUCAAGAGCACUGGCGAAGUGGAAGACGGCGAGUACGACUGGAUGAAGCUCAACAACGGCAAGGGUUGGGAACAGAUGAAGUCGCAUCCAUCAGCUGUCCAGCAGCUGCACCACAGCAACGUGAACCCAAACUCAUCGACCGCGGUCAACGUUCAUGGCCAGCCCCACGCCAGGCAACAGAAGACACACCUCCCGAUCGACCACCACCGAUUGAACGCGGAUCUCCCAAAGCCCGGAGCGACACGAGGCCCGCCCGGAAGAAGCCCAAGAGAUCUCCAGCAACGCGGCAGCCAUCCCGACGCGGUCAAGCGGAAGAGCGCAGCCGAGCUCGCACCGCCGGAAGGCUCUACGCAAGCCCAAUUCCAGCACAGCCAGCCGAACCUGACGAGCAACCGCGCAACACCUGCGGCGAGCCCGAACGCGCAGCCACCCCGGCAACAACAGGCUGACAAGCCGAGCUUUGGAAAGAAAUUGAUGAACGUGCUUUGCUGUGGCGGAGGCGGGUCCUAGGUGGCCUGUUGCUGGCGCUGGAAGCAGUGUCUAAAAUGCCUGGGUAUCAUGCCCCAGCACGAUCCAAGCGUUAGUCUCUAACAUCACAUUUUCCUGCGGUCAUAUUGCAUUCUGGAGUUCCGUCCUUGAGCGAAGCGACGGCCGUCCUCCAUCCAUCACAUUGGUUUUUGCGUUCUCUGAAGUCCC
Molecule: messenger RNA, 1842 nt
Organism: Paraphaeosphaeria sporulosa
Lineage: Eukaryota; Fungi; Ascomycota; Dothideomycetes; Pleosporales; Didymosphaeriaceae
Product: casein kinase-like protein I
Exons: 5
Coding region: 295-1656 (453 amino acids)
Biological process (GO): endocytosis; peptidyl-serine phosphorylation; signal transduction
Cellular component (GO): cytoplasm; nucleus
Molecular function (GO): ATP binding; protein serine/threonine kinase activity
Source: RefSeq, a predicted model, not a curated record